Molecule: messenger RNA, 4460 nt
Organism: Coregonus sp. 'balchen'
Lineage: Eukaryota; Metazoa; Chordata; Actinopteri; Salmoniformes; Salmonidae
Source: the annotation of a GenBank genome assembly
CGCAUACGUAGGACACCCUCUAAGUACAACUAGUUGGUCUUUGCAGGUGGUGGAGGACAAGUCACAUUCGCCCAUUAGAGAUGUUAUCCGUGCGAGUUGCAGCGGCUCUGGCCAGAAGCCUGCCCAGACAGGCUGGAUUUGUGAGUAUUUAUUUGGUUGUGGAAUAGAAGACAAUUUGCAGUGCACGAAUUAAAAUGUCAAUGUAGUGGGUGUAUGAAGGGUAGGCCUACAGGCCGCCACCUUCACAUGCUCGUCUAGAACGUUAUGUCCCAGUAAGGCAACGCAUUCCACUCGACCUACUGUCUUGAUAUUUAUUUGAUGACGUUACAUCGCUGGAUUUUAUAACUCGUUCAUUGCACAUUUCAUCUAGUUUUGCCCUUUCAAUGCGCUAAUGCGCGCUUGAACUACACUGCGGUCCCAUAAAAUGGCUGUGCUAGUUAGGUAGUUUAGCAUGCUAUCCGAUAGCUAGCUAAGCUCUGUGAAGGUCAGGAUCGUUUACAUACAGAAUGCUCUGUCUUGUAUACACCAUACAUUUCUUAAAUUAUAUUUAGCUAACUGCAGUGUAGUUAUUUGCUUUGAAAUAUGUGUUUGUAGGUGUGGCAUAACUGGUUUUGGAUUAUUCAAAGGCCAGCUGUCAAAAGAAAGAGGACAUCUUGCGGACAACCUAGCUAGCUAACUUUGGGGCAUAUGUCAUGUUUUGAUUUCAGUUCAUUGUAACGCAACUAGCGAUUCCAAUAUACAUCGUGCGAUUUAUUUACCAUUGCAUCAUACAGUAACACUGGUCUUGAACAAUAACUGAUCAUGCUCUCAUUCAUUCUAGGUGGCCAAGAAUGUUGCCGCCGCCACCAGCGUAGGAGUGAAUCACCUCCACACACAUAGACCAUGUCUUGCUGCAAAGACUGGUGCGUAGAGAGAAUGGGGGCUCAAUGACUGACUCAACGAAUGACCUUUAGUUAUUGACACUUACUAUUUGGGUCAGAAAUCCUGUUUUUCCACAAUGUACCUCUUGUAAUGAGCAGGGGACAUCAGGAUGUAAUGACAUUUGAAAACACAAUAAAAUUGCUGCUACCAUUUCCCCCUGUACAAAUGUAUAAAAGGGAUUCCUCUAUGGCUAUAUUAUACUAACAAAACCAAGGAGAUAUGUUGACUUCCUGUUUUGAUGAGCGGAUUCUUCCUACCAGGCACGGCUGAGGUGUCCUCAAUCUUGGAGGAGAAGAUCCUGGGUGCUGACACCAGUGCUGCUCUUGAGGAGACUGGCCGUGUGCUCUCCAUCGGUGAUGGUAUUGCCAGAGUGUACGGUCUCAGGAAUGUUCAGGCUGAGGAGAUGGUGGAGUUCUCCUCUGGGCUCAAGGUGCAGAUCUAGACAGUUUAAGAAUCUUUAACUGAACCAUGUUGCAGUGGAAGCGCUUGUUCUGUUCAACCUAACCACUGUCGUCAAUCAGCAUAAUUUGAACAAUGUGUUCUAUCAUCUUCUAGGGUAUGUCUCUGAACUUGGAGCCUGACAAUGUUGGUGUUGUGGUGUUCGGUAAUGACAAGCUGAUCAAAGAGGGCGACAUCGUGAAGAGGACUGGUGCCAUCGUGGACGUGCCAGUUGGUGAGGAGCUGCUGGGUCGCGUGGUGGAUGCUUUGGGCAAUGCCAUCGAUGGAAAGGUGAGGGCUGAUUUGUUAUAAAAAAAAAUUAAAGUGAAUUGCUAGUUAUUAAUAGAAUUUGACUUUAUUGUCCAUUUUUUUAUGAAUUAAUGUGAAAUGGAACUGUCUUUCACCACACAAGAAAAAGGAUCACCCAUCUGAUCCUUUCAGAUCUAGGCAGUGUCCUUGGGUUGUGACUAGAGGUUGACAACAGCCUGGGCAUAUCAGGUCUGAUCAGAAUGACAUUAACCCUUCCCUAUCCCUCAGGGUCCUCUUGGAUCUAGCAUCCGUAGGCGUGUGGGUCUGAAGGCCCCUGGCAUCAUCCCCCGUAUCUCUGUGAAGGAACCUAUGCAGACUGGCAUCAAGGCCGUGGACAGCCUGGUGCCCAUUGGCCGUGGCCAGCGUGAGCUGAUCAUCGGUGACAGACAGACUGGGUAAACACAGAUGGCCAGAUCCAUCUUAGAAAAUAGCUCUAUUCCUUUAGUCGGGCUAACUGGGGCUUGAGAAUAUGGUCUUUCCAUUCAACUUCUGUCUCUUUUCAAAUUUAUUCCCCAGACACUCCAGAGCCCAAAUAUACCAGCACUGUAAUCUAAUACAAAUACCCUCUUUUCCAAUCUAACAGCAAAACCGCUAUUGCCAUUGACACCAUCAUCAACCAGCGACGUUUCAACGAAGGCAAAGAUGAGAAGAAGAAGCUUUACUGUAUCUACGUUGCCAUUGGCCAGAAGAGAUCCACUGUGGCCCAGCUGGUGAAGAGGUUGACUGAUGCUGAUGCUAUGAAGUACACCAUUGUGGUUUCUGCUACAGCCUCUGAUGCUGCUCCCCUGCAGUACUUGGCCCCCUACUCUGGCUGCUCCAUGGGAGAGUUCUUCAGAGACAAUGGCAAGCACGGCCUCAUCAUCUAUGAUGAUUUGUCCAAGCAGGUGAGAAGGGGAAGUCAGGGCUGAGUGGAGUCUCGAGUGUGAUGCUACUUCAUGGAGGAAAAAAGAAUGGAACUGGGCUCACACAGUAAAUUCAUCCAUGUUCAACAGCUGUAUUCUCUCCCCUCCCUACUCUCCAGGCUGUAGCCUACCGUCAGAUGUCCCUGCUGCUGCGUCGUCCCCCCGGUCGUGAGGCUUACCCCGGUGAUGUGUUCUACCUGCACUCCCGUCUGCUGGAGAGGGCCGCCAAGAUGCACGACAACUUUGGCGGCGGCUCCCUGACCGCUCUGCCCGUCAUUGAGACCCAGGCCGGAGACGUGUCUGCCUACAUCCCCACCAACGUCAUCUCAAUCACUGAUGGACAGGUGGGGUCAUUUCAUUGAAGGGCCUCACUUGCCUAAUUUCCAGUCAACAUGUCAAAGAUUAAUGUAAUCCCUAAACCGAGUUGUGCUCUCUCCCCGGCAGAUCUUCUUGGAGACUGAGUUGUUCUACAAAGGUAUCCGCCCAGCCAUCAACGUGGGUCUGUCUGUGUCCAGAGUUGGAUCCGCUGCCCAGACCAAGGCCAUGAAGCAGGUACGGACUGUGGCUCUGAAGGAGACUGUCAUCGGAUAAAUGCAGAUAAACUUCCUUGCAGUGCAUUUCACCAUUUAGCCCACAGUAUUAAUUUUUUCCCCACUUGAAUCCGUCUCCUAAAUCCAUGAUGUAAUUGUGGUCCUGUCUGUGUAGGUGGCCGGUACCAUGAAGCUGGAGCUGGCCCAGUAUCGUGAGGUGGCUGCCUUCGCCCAGUUCGGCUCUGACCUGGACGCUGCCACCCAGCAGCUGCUCAACAGGGGCGUCCGUCUCACCGAGCUGCUGAAGCAGGGACAGUACUGUGAGUGUCGCCACCAGUGUGCUAAUAAAGUUUGACAUCUUGUUGUCAGCAAGGCCCACAAAAUAAAACUUUCUCUCCCUCCCCUAGGCCCAAUGGCCAUUGAGGAGCAGGUGACUGUCAUCUACGCCGGUGUCAGAGGUUACUUGGACAAGCUGGACCCUUCCAAGAUCACCAAGUUUGAGAAGGCCUUCCUUGGGCACGUCCUCAGCCAGCACCAGGACCUGCUCACCACCAUCAGGUAACAGACAUGGGACCACCGGAGUACUACCAGUCUGAUCUGAGCUUUAAGUUGACGUUAAAAUGUUAACAUACGUUGAUAUACACUUCAUCUGAACUGAUGGGACACCCUUGUCUUUCCAGGACCGAUGGCAUGAUCUCACCGACAUCUGAUGCCAAACUGAAGGAGAUUGUGUUGACCUUCCUGGCCAGCUUUGAGUAAUGUGUGAAACUGCUCCUGGUCCUUCAGUGUGCUACCUGUCUCGGUCCCCAUUGUCCUAAUAUUAUAUGUGAACUACUGAAGGCCAGAACCUCCAUGUACAGAUUUCUCCUAAGAAUAAAUAACAUUUUACAACCCUAGAGAGCUGUGGUGAAAUGUGACUUUAUGGUAAGGUGUGCAGGUCCAGCAGAUUUUCCACUUGGAAGGGUAUAAAUUAUCACUUGAAUUCCUGUAUUAUGUUCUAAUGCAGUAAUGUUUCACCACUGUGGAUCUUUAUAUAGUCAAACUACCCUAAAUACAGUUUCUUAACUUCGUUCAUGAAAUUCACUUCCAUCUUGUCAGAAUAAAAACGUGGUUUCAAAAUAUAUUGAUUAACAGGACAUGGAUUGUCAUUUUUGCCCCUCAAGGAAAAAUGCAGCGCUUUCAGUCAAGCAUGGCGCAUUUCAGAUUUGAUUCAAAUAAAUGUAUAUUUAAAUACCGUUGCUGCAAUGUCUGUUGGGUAGUUCCUGUCAGGGCUCAUGAGUAAACGUUUCUGUAAAGCAGGAAUGGUGGGUGUUACUUGUUUAAUACAAUGGCAAUAAAGGUAUCCACAUUUACUGUAAAA